GAUACUCCGGUCGAGGUGUUGCAUACCACCCUUCUGGGAACGCUAAAAUGGCUUAUGAGGGGUACAAUCCCAACGCUGAAUGAUGAGCAAAAAGGCACUUUGGUGGUCCGGAUCGAUAACGCUUCCUAUGCUGGAUUCGUGAUGUCUCUGCGGGGAAAUGAGAUUGUGAAGUACGUCGGGAGCCUCAUUGGCCGAGAUCUCAAAGUCUUUUUCCAAAUCGCGCCGUUUCUCCUCCAUGGACUCGUCGCAGAAGAGCUUAUGAGCGUUUGGCAAGCAAUGUCGGAAUUAUCUGCGCUGGCGUAUGCGAGCGUUAUACUGGAUCUUGACGAGUAUGUCGCUUCU
Messenger RNA from Fimicolochytrium jonesii, 342 nucleotides. RefSeq lists its product as uncharacterized. The annotation marks the transcript as partial. NCBI's taxonomy places the organism in Eukaryota, Fungi, Chytridiomycota, Chytridiomycetes, Spizellomycetales, Powellomycetaceae. The transcript has a single exon. The record is from RefSeq and is a predicted model, not a curated record.